This is a messenger RNA of Artibeus jamaicensis (Jamaican fruit-eating bat), 2986 nucleotides long. It is a transcript of the gene ZNF768, whose product is annotated as zinc finger protein 768. Lineage: Eukaryota; Metazoa; Chordata; Mammalia; Chiroptera; Phyllostomidae. The record is from RefSeq and is a predicted model, not a curated record. Gene Ontology annotation, biological process: transcription by RNA polymerase II. The transcript has 2 exons. Gene Ontology annotation, molecular function: DNA binding. The coding region runs from base 906 to 2465 and encodes 519 amino acids.
AUUAGGAGCAGAUAAAGGAGGGAGCCAGGAGGUGUGGGGGUAGGCAUGCCAGUGGGUGGGUAGUGGAAUUCGAGCGGGAAUUGGGAGAAGGGUGUCCCAGAGUCUCGUAGAGCUACAGGAAGGCGAGGGUCCGUCUAGGUUCCCCAGGGCGGCCGCAGUUGACCCCAAGGCCCGAGAGCUAAGAGGAAUUCGACACCGCCCCCGCUGGCGCUGGGAAGCGUCGCUCCUCGCUGACCUUGUCUCGCCUGUCGUCUCGCCCUUGGCCACAGUUACAGACAGACGCAGAGCCCGGUAGAAGGACAGAUAGGCCAUUGGACAGAUGGAGAUCUAGGACACAGACACACAAACUGCCCCAGCCUCUCCAGCUGGCUCCAGGAUACUUUGACCUCCCCCACCUCAACGCCGGGGCCGUCCAGCCCAGGGUUAAUGCCAACGAGUUUCCACCUCCAGCCACUCCUAGAGAGGCUGCAGCUAGAGAGGCUGCAGCGCUAGCCAACGGGGGGAACUGGCCGCGGACGGACACUUCCUGUGUUGGGGGAGGGGGUUGACUGCUGCAUCCCAGCCCUGGGCUGGGGGCCUGACGGCGGGGUCUCAGAUGGGGAGUGGUGUCUGGGGACGGCAGGGCGAGUCGUGAAGCUGCCCCAUCUCCGAGGCUACAACGAGUGGGGGCUUGUGAGGGCCCCAAGGCAAGCUGGGACCUUGUGAGUGGGGGAGGGGAGGGGCCCGGCCGGCAGGAGAGGCCCAGGGUCAAGACGUCCGGCCUUGGGGGCUGGGGCUAGGCGGCCGGGUCUCCUGGGUGACGCUGAGUGGGCCGGCGUCCAGGGCCUGGGUCUCAGGGCACUCAGGACGGGUCUCAGGAUCGUCCGCCAUUGCUGCCGCCACCACUGCACUGGGAGUCAGCGGGGAUGGAACAGGAGGCGUCGCAGUGGGGCCUCGAGCCGCGGGAUGUGCAAAAUCUUGACGAAAUGGGGUCCGAAGAGUCCCUCAAAGGCAACAUGCAUGAGAAUAAUGAGGAAGAGGAAAUUUCUCAGCAAGAAGGCACUGGGGACUAUGAGGUCGAAGAGAUUCCUUUUGGGCUUGAACCCCAGAGCCCUGGGUUUGAGCCACAAAGCCCAGAGUUUGAGUCUGAAAGUCCAGAUUUUGAGUCCCAGAGUUCUGGGUUAGUGCCCCCAAGCCCUGAAUUUGCACCCAGAAGCCCUGAGUCAGAUUCUCAGAGCCCUGAGUUUGAACCACAAAGCCCUAGGUAUGAGCCUCAAAGUCCUGGGUAUGAAUCCCAGAGCCCAGGGUAUGGACCCCAAAACCCUGAGUUCAAAACCCAAAGCCCUGAAUUUGAAGCUCAGAAUUCUAAAUUCCAGGAAGGUACAGAGAUGCUUCUCAAUACUGAGAAAAAGAAUUCCCUGAGCAUCCCCUUGGGAGUCCAUCCCUUGGACUCCUUCACCCAGGGGUUUGGGGAACAGCCCACAGGGGACCUUCCCAUAGGGCCACCUUUCGAGAUGCCCACAGGGGCCCUGUUGGCUACACCACAGUUUGAGAUGCUCCAGAAUCCCCUGGGCCUGACAGGGACUCUGCGAGGUCCAGGCCGCAGGGGUGGCCGGGCCAGGGGUGGGCAGGGCCCUCGGCCUAACAUCUGUGGCAUCUGUGGGAAGAGCUUUGGCCGGGGCUCCACCCUUAUCCAGCACCAGCGCAUCCAUACGGGUGAAAAGCCCUAUAAAUGUGAGGUCUGUAGCAAGGCCUUCUCCCAGAGCUCUGACCUCAUCAAACACCAGCGUACCCACACAGGAGAGCGGCCCUACAAGUGUCCCCGUUGUGGCAAGGCCUUCGCUGACAGCUCUUACCUGCUUCGCCACCAGCGCACUCACUCUGGUCAGAAGCCCUACAAGUGCCCACACUGUGGCAAGGCCUUCGGAGACAGCUCCUACCUCUUGCGGCACCAGCGCACUCACAGCCAUGAGCGGCCCUACAGCUGCCCCGAGUGCGGCAAAUGCUACAGCCAGAACUCAUCCCUGCGUAGUCACCAGAGAGUGCACACUGGGCAGAGGCCUUUCAGCUGUGGCAUCUGUGGCAAGAGCUUCUCCCAGCGAUCGGCACUUAUACCCCAUGCCCGCAGCCAUGCCCGUGAGAAGCCUUUCAAGUGCCCUGAGUGCGGCAAGCGCUUUGGUCAGAGCUCUGUGCUGGCCAUUCAUGCACGCACCCACCUGCCGGGCCGUACCUACAGCUGCCCAGAUUGUGGCAAGACCUUCAAUCGCUCUUCUACGCUGAUUCAGCACCAGCGUUCUCACACAGGCGAGAGGCCCUAUAGAUGUGCUGUGUGUGGCAAGGGCUUCUGCCGGUCUUCAACGCUGCUGCAGCAUCACCGAGUCCACAGUGGGGAGCGGCCCUACAAGUGCGAUGACUGUGGAAAAGCCUUCUCACAGAGCUCCGACCUCAUCCGCCACCAGCGGACCCACGCUGCUGGCCGUCGCUGAUCUGGGGCCCUGUCAGGGGCAGGCCUGUGGUGGUUGGAAGAGGUGGGGACAGGGAGCUAGACGAAUCUUUAGAAUAGUGGAAAAGCUGGAGGAGAAAAGAGGAGUUGAGGAUUCUAGGAGGAGAGGGGCUAGGGUGGAGGAAGUUUCGUGCCCUGGAGACUUAAGGGAAAUGGGUAAUGGAAAGGGGUUGGAGGGAGGCCAAAUAGGCAGCAGGAGGCUCUGGGAGAAUCCAGAAAGAGGUCAACAGAGAGCUGGCCUCAGCAGUAGCCUGCUCCUUGGUGGAUGCCUGCUUGGCAAAGUGCUGGAGGGGGGAGGGGGGAGGGGAGGGCUUCUUAAGAGUGGGUUAGCUUAGAUCAGUAGCUGCUGAGACCCUUGUUGAGUCAGGAAGGGGUUAGGGUAGGUGGGGUGAGGAGUAAAGCCCAGAGUGGGGCCUGGGCCUCAGUGCAAACCCAGCCUCCCUUGUCUUCCUCAGGCUUUUUGAACCCCUGAAUUUGAGUUCAAUAAAAACCUUUAUGUGCUAA